Molecule: messenger RNA, 849 nt
Organism: Cladocopium goreaui
Lineage: Eukaryota; Dinophyceae; Suessiales; Symbiodiniaceae
Source: the annotation of a GenBank genome assembly
AUGAAGCUUUCCCGGCCCUGCUUGCUGCUGGUCUGCGUUGUGAUGGCUGCGCUGGGUCAACCAGGACCACCUGGACCUGGUGAAGGUCCCAGCCCGCCACCUGUGGCACUCACACCUGGCGCUGGGCCCAAUGCAGCGAACAACUUGGCUCAGGCGAUUUGGCUGUACUUGCAAGGAGGAUCGUCAGCAGGUGGUCCUCCUGGUGCCGCAAGUGGAUUGCCACCUCCUGCGCCUGUUGGCCCUGUGGCACCGCAUGGUGCGGUGGCUUCAACCUCAGGAGGGCUGCCUCCGCCAGCACCAGUUGGAAGUGCACCUGGAGCGUCUGGUUCAACAGAAGGACCACCAUGGAGGCGGUCACACAGCCGCGUUCCUGCUCCUCCCGUUGCAGCGGAAGUUGAAGCUACCCCGGCAGUGGAGACUGCAGCUCCAUCUGGCACAGUGGUGGAAGUGCCGGAUAAUACCACCGGACCGACGCCCAAAGCUGCAUCAAAACGACCGCUCACACUGGAUCUUCGGCACUGCCGUGUGUGCCAGGAGACCGCGUACCAAGGAAAAGGCAUCUGCCUCAACACUGACUGUGAUCUCCACAAGGCCUCGAAGUACCCUCAGCAAAGUCGAAAGAAGCAUAACCGAGGAAAGAAAAGACCAAUUUGGUACGUACAUGCCACACAGAACAAGCAUGGCCAAAAGUGGCACGAGGACGACGAAGAAGAAUGGAACGACGAAGGCCACUGGACUUCAGCCGAUCCGUUGUGGAAGGGCGAUCGAUGGCAGGAUUGGCGGGACGAUGGUGGCCAUUCUGCUUCUGGCUCGUCAAGAGGUAGAUGGGCCUGGGUUUGGGUGAGCUAA